CAUGUCAGGCGGAAUGGCAGACGAGAGAGAAAGAGCUGUUUACAUGAAAUUAGAGGCGCUCAAGGACAUUAGGAACACUCGCAUCUCUUUCCCUGCCAUCGCCAGGUCCAAGGUAGUCGCCGUGGAGCGGUUGCGGGGACGGCUUGCCCAGGAGGUGGAGGUGGUCCAGGCUGAGGAGGCCAGUCUGGCUGAAUACAGGUCAGAGAUGGAGUUGCUACUGCAGGAGAAGAUGGCACAUGUGGAGGAGCUGAGGCAGAUUCAUGCAGAUAUCAAUGCGAUGGAGAGUAUCAUCAAGUCAGCCGAAGACCUUCGCAACAAGAGCCUGGAGCAUGCGAGGCGCUUGUAUGACGAGUACCUCCCUCUCAAGCAAGAAGUUAACCGUAUCGCCACACAGCAGCUAGGCCACGAUCUCAAUCUACCCAAUCUAUCUCCAGAGGAUGACCCAGUGCCAAGCGACCUCUUGGCCAACAGCUUUUUCGAGAAGGCUGGGCUAGAGUGGAGUAUGGAGCACGACGAUCUCCGCAGUGCAGGUGGACUGGGUCUCUCCUCUCUUGGACCUCUAGGGGCUCCGCCAUCCUUCCUCUCCCCCCAAGCACCCCCUCUGGCGCCCCUCAGAGCCACCCCCCACAAGGCUGACCAGCGACCCCUUCCUCCUCCACCUGGUCCCCCAACUCCUGCGUUCAGACAACAGCCGCCCCCAAUGAAGUCAUGCCUCAGUUGCCACCAGCAGAUUCACCGCAAUGCACCCAUCUGUCCUCUUUGCAAGGCCAAGUCGCGUUCACGUAACCCAAAGAAGCCCAAGAAGAAGGAUUAAGUCCACAAUAGAUGGUCGAAACAAACGAGGUGUCAGUUUGUUAGUCGUUCCAAGAGUACCCUCUAUUUUUUCUUCUUUUUAUUUUCUGGCUUUUUUUUUUUUUCCUUAUAACAACCUCCAGUAUAUUUUGGGAUAUUCGUUCAUUGUCAGAUGAUGUGGUUACAUCUCUUAGUCUUAGGAAUCUCUUCGUUUUUUCUGUCUGUCUUUUUCCUCUAGUGGAUCUGUUGUGCAAUUUUCCUAGAUUUUUUUUUUUUUUUUUAAACCUUCAUAAAAAUGUAACAAACUCUGUAUUGAAAGAGAUCAUUUUGCAGUGAAAUUGGAAAGUUGGACACAAAUUGUAAUAUUAAUAGAUGGUAUUUUUAAAGGAUAUUUUACUUUCAAAGGAUUUUAAAAAUGAUAAGAAUAAAAAGAAAAAAAAAAUCUCUCUCUCUCUCGCAUCUAGUAAUUUUAAAAGUGAUUAUGAAAAAAAAUAAUGGGAUUUCAUUAUAGGCAUUUAGAAUUAGCGAUGUGUUGAUCAAGUUUUUCUCAAGAAUAACUCGAAUCUCACUGCAAAAGCAAACAAUGUGACACUUUAAGUCAAUUUGAAACUUUUGUUCAAACCACUCUGUAUAAGAAAAAGCUACCUCUGUGGUUAAUUAAGUGAGGAAAACAUGUCACUGUGUGGAUGGGUAUUUUUACUGGCUUUUCUAGAAUGUGUGUAUAAGUGUUAGAGAUUAGAGAUUUCAGUAGGCUACAGUGGAUUUUUUUUUUUUUUUUUUUUUUUUUCUCCCCUUGAAUAAAACAUUAUGCUGUAUUCUCAGAAUGUUCCUAAGAUUUUUGUUUUCUUUGUCUGUAGUGCCAAAUGUAUAUAUUAAGGAACAUGGUAAGUGUAUGUUGUCAUAAUCCUGUAAUGUCAGCAGUGUACUUAUCCUCAGAAGUGAAUCAGAGUGCAAUGAGUUUGCGUAUGUGCGUGCAUGAAGGCAAAUAUUUUUGUGUGUACCUAGUAUGUAUAUGUACAUGUAUACCACAUGUUUGUGUAUGUGUAUAAGAGCUUGUACUUGUAAUAUAAUUUUUUUUUUUUUUUUUAUGUAAAUCUUCUUGGCAGCUAGCAGUCAUGUUCCAGUUGUGAAAUGCAAUAAUCUCAUGAUGUCAAUUAAUCUUAAUUUAGUUUUUUGUGUUAUUAUAAAUGUUAUAGUACUGAAGUUACAAUUUGAAUACACUUAACUAUACAGAUAUUUAAGCCAAAGCAGUUGUUGACUUCUUGUGUAUUUUUUUUUUUUUUUUUUUUUUUUCCUUACAAGAGGCAUGUUGGCCACUGUAUUUAUUCAAUAAGAAGAUACUCAUGUAAUUCCUUGUAGGUCUGGAUUGCCUUACUCUUAAUAUUUUGACAGCUUAAGAUUUAUUAUUCAAAAUAUGUGGGCAUUCAUUGUCAGUUCAUUGAAUUGGCUUUUUUUUUUUCAGUAGAAAGUGUCGAUGAUUUCUCUGGGAGAAAAUGUGUGUGUGUGUGUGCGUGUGUGCGUGUGUUUGUGUGUGUGUGCGUGCGUGUGCGUGCAUACAGUGUGUGAAUGAGCAAGUGUAUGUAUCUGGUAUUUUUCACAUGUUACACAACACAGUAAGUCAUUGUUGAAAGUUGGUAGUCAAUGACACACUAAAAUUAGGAAUUUUUUAUAUGUAUUUAUUUUUUCAAUAUGCUAUAAUCUGCUUUAUAUGUAACUGUGAAUCAAUCAAAGAUGGGAUCAGUUGAUAUUGUUUUGAUGUAAUGAUUGUGUGAUGGAUCAUGAUCUACAUAUUUUGCAUUACCUUUCUGUAGUAGCAGUGAUUUUUUGUAUUAAUUGUUGGCACAGACAUUUUUAUAAGAAUGUCGUUGGUAACUUUUACAAUUUGUACUUCAGUCUUGAUGGUCAUUAAACAUACUGUGUACUUA
This is a messenger RNA of Penaeus chinensis, 2717 nucleotides long. RefSeq names its product zinc finger C4H2 domain-containing protein-like. The coding region runs from base 2 to 814 and encodes 270 amino acids. The transcript is spliced from 5 exons. NCBI's taxonomy places the organism in Eukaryota, Metazoa, Arthropoda, Malacostraca, Decapoda, Penaeidae. Gene Ontology annotation, biological process: positive regulation of neuron differentiation. The record is from RefSeq and is a predicted model, not a curated record. Gene Ontology annotation, cellular component: nucleus.